Molecule: messenger RNA, 657 nt
Organism: Fonsecaea nubica
Lineage: Eukaryota; Fungi; Ascomycota; Eurotiomycetes; Chaetothyriales; Herpotrichiellaceae
Exons: 2
Coding region: 1-657 (218 amino acids)
Biological process (GO): chromosome segregation
Cellular component (GO): MIS12/MIND type complex
Source: RefSeq, a predicted model, not a curated record
AUGGCUCUGCGAGCCUCGGCCUCACCCUCGCCCGCACCAGAAGCACCCGUCGCAAGCGCACCGGGACCUCGCGCGGCGGCACUACAAAAGGUGUUCGCCGGCGCGCUGGCCUCGUCCCUCAAGGCGAACUCGUACGCGAACUUUAGCUCGUGUUUCCCGACGCCCGCGAAAUACUGUCCGACGGCGCUCGAGGGGGUCUGGCGACAGUUGAACACGCGCCUGGAGGAAGAGUGCAUGCGCGACUUUGAAAAGAUUCUGGAGGAGAGACAGGUCAUUGCGGGUUUGAACCAGUGGGAUGACAUGGUCGAUGAGGCGAGGAGGAAAAAGCAUCGCGCCGUGGAAGGCGAGAUGCCAGAGAGAGCAUUGCACACUUUAUCCGCAGACGAAUUGUAUACCGCCCACCUCACACCUUACCUGCAACAAGCCACCGAGGAGCUGAACACGAGAUUACAAAAGUCGCAGCAGGAGAAUGCAGUCAUGAGGGAAGCAGUCUGCGGACAACGGGGCGAAAUUGAGCGGCUGCUGGGCAGCCUUGAACACGCCGUGAAAGAUAUUGAGGGGAGCGUCGAGGCCAUGUGCACAGACGAGUCCAGCGGCUUCAAUGAGCUGAGAGAGGAGUCGUGGCAGAUGGAGCAAGAGGUUGCCGCAACAAGAUAG